AUGGCGUCUUCGAAGAUUGUCGACCCGUCCGAGCCAACACCGGAAGCAUCGCGUUGGCAGCAGGAGAGUGAACUGCUUCGGGUGGCGACGUUGUGGCAGCUUUCGGAGAGCGAGUUGGAGGAUUUGUCGACUUUGGGACAACGUUUGGUGGACGUCUCGCACUGGAAAAACGAUCCCUCCGAAGUCGUGCGGUUUCUACGCGCUCGUCCGAGCGAUGUGGAUGCCGCUGAACGCAUGUUUCGAAACAUGAUUGCUUGGCGUCUCGCCAACAGGGUGGACACUAUUUUGCAAGACUACGAACCUCCACCGAUCAUGUGGGCGUACUAUCCCGGCGCCGUCUUGCGAGACUUCGACCGCGCCGGCGAUCCAGUUUACGUGGGUCGGAUCGGGGUCACCGACGGCGUGGGCAUGUUGCAGCGGUUCGGCAGAGACGAAAUGAUCCGACACGCGAUUUGGAUUCGCGAAUUUGUGUCCCGCGGCGAAUGGAUUCAACGCUUCGAAACAAGGCAGGGUCGCCCGGUGCGUCGAGUGACUCUCGUGGAAGAUUUACAAGGUUUGUCCGUGUCGCAUCUGAAUCGACAACUCUUGUCGGUAUACGGGGAGAUUAUGCGACUCGAUCAGGACAAUUAUCCGGAAACCGCCAAAAAGCUCAUCAUCAUACGUGCACCGUUGCUCUUUCGAACGAUUUGGAAGAUGGCCAAGUUCUUUUUCGAUCCGGGUGUGGUCGAGAAGAUGGUCUUUGUGAGUGCCAAGCAUACCGCAAAGGUUUUGGAGGAGUAUUUGGAUUUGCACAUUCUGCCGUCGUGCGUGAUUCCAGAGGGCCAAGGGCAAGCCACGGAUGGUAUGCCGAGCCGUUUCGAAGGAGGUCCGUUGCCAAAGGGGACGGAUGGAGUCUCCGAUGGGAAAUGA
Molecule: messenger RNA, 909 nt
Organism: Phaeodactylum tricornutum CCAP 1055/1
Lineage: Eukaryota; Bacillariophyta; Bacillariophyceae; Surirellales; Neidiaceae
Exons: 1
Coding region: 1-909 (302 amino acids)
Cellular component (GO): cytoplasm
Source: RefSeq, a predicted model, not a curated record